ACCCCGUUGCUCGCGGGGCCGCGCUCGCCGUGUUGCGGGCGCGGAGAGGGAGCAGCGGCCAUGGACACCGCGGGUGGCAGAGGGGCGCGGCCCCGGCGGGGGACGCGUUCCGGAGCUCCGCGAGGCCGGGGCAAGCAGAAGGGCGCAGCCCGGAGCCCCUCGCGGGGCCGCGGCGCGGGUGAAGGCUCGAGCGCCGUCGCGACCCUCCGGACACCGCGGACGGACGGAGCCCCUGCCCGGGGCGGCCGCUCGGCGCGGCGAGCCCCCGCUGCCCGGGAGCUGCCAGCGGGCACGGCGGCGGGCGGCGCAGAGGCGCUCCCCACCCCGCGGAGCGUCGCUGCGGUGCCCGACGGGGCGGUCGCUGCUGCUGCCGCCCGUCGCCCCCCGCCGGCGUCGGACGCCUUGCGGCUCCGAGAGGUGCUGUCGCGGCUCAGCCUGCCCCGCGAAGACGUGUCCGAGGCUUCGAAACUGGUGAAGAAGGUGGUCCCGCACCUGGUCCAGGCCAUCCGCGGCAAGGACAGCUGCUUCAGCUCCAUCGAGCAGCAGAGCGCCGGCAGCUACUACGAGCGUGUCAAGAUAUCUGAACCAAAUGAGUUUGAUAUCAUGCUUGUAAUGCCUGUUACAAGGAUUCAGCUGGAUGAGUCUGAUGAUACUGGAGCCUAUUAUUAUGUAUCAUUCAAAAGAAGUCCAAAAGAAAAGGGUUGGUUGAAGUUUUUAGAGGAAGAUGGAAAAUUAUCAGCCUUUAAAAUGCUUCAAGCAUUAAGAGACAUUAUUAAACAGGAAGUAAAGAACAUUAAAGGUGUGGAAGUCACUGUGGCAAGGAAAAAGGCUGGAAGCCCUGCAAUAACUCUUCAGAUCAAAAAUCCUCCAUCAGAAAUAUCAGUGGACAUCAUCUUGACUUUGGAGGCUCAGCAGAGCUGGCCCCCCAGCACACGGGCUGGCCUCAAAAUUGAACAGUGGCUGGGAAGAAAAAAGAGGAGGGAUUUCAGAUUUAGAUCAAUUUAUUUAGUAGCCAAGCAAAACAAAAGAGAAAAAGUUCUAAGAGGGAACACCUGGCGACUCUCCUUCUCACAUAUUGAAAAGGACAUGAUAAAAUACCAUGGCAACUCAAGGACAUGCUGUGAAUCUGAUGGAUUAAAGUGCUGUAGGAAAGGUUGUCUUAAGCUGCUGAAGUUUCUUCUAGAGCAACUUAAAAUGAAAUAUCCAAAGGAAUUGGAAAAAUUCUGUUCCUAUCAUGUCAAAACUGCUUUUCUCCACUCCUGUGUCAUGUGGCCAAAUGACACAGACUGGCACUUGGGAAACCUGGAUCAUUCCUUUCAGCAGUGUCUGGGAUUUUUUGUGGACUGUCUACAAAAAUCUCAGCUGACUCACUUUUUUAUUCCCCAAUACAACUUGCUCAGCCUAGAAGAUAAAGCAAGACAUCAUUUCCUUUCAAGAAAAAUAAGCCAAGAAUUGAAUAAUGGAUUCCCAGUAUUUCAUGAGAAUUAUUAAGAACAUUGUUCACAGCAGAUAUCUAAUCAUGUUGACUUACAUAUUUGAAACAAAAAACUCUGCACCAUAAACAACUCUUCAGUAGUCUGUACUACAAAACCCAAAAAACCCAAACCAAAAUAAAAUCCAAACCACUAAGAGAAAAAUGUAUACUUCAAUCACACUGCUUGGCCAUAACCCUUAAAAGAAAUGUUUUAAGUAAUAUUUACCUUGCCUACCCAAAUGUGGAUGUCACCUGCAAAAUAUCUUCAAGGUAUACUAAGAACAUAUAGAAGAAUUUGCAAUAGUUCAUUUCCCACAUGUAAUUUCUAUGUUUCCAAAUACAAAGGCAUGAAUGACUGCAUAAAGGGAAAACUGACAAUUGUAUUUAAAAUUAAGAUCCAGCGCAGAAUAUCCAAAAUACACUCCUACUUUCAAAAGAAAAAAAAACCAAAAAACAGCCACUGGAGUUACUUUAACGUUAACCAGAACAACUUCUCCAGAUUACCUGGGUGGAUAUGAAGAUCUUUUGCAGAAGACAAUCACCAGCAACAAGUACCAGAGAGAGAAUAUUUUAUCUGAGUAAUAUGAAGUUCUUGAAGUAACUUAUCCUUUGAGUCUUCAGAAUUACUUUGGAAAUCAAUCUUUUCAUUGGGCUUUGGAUGGGAAACAAUUGUUACCUAAUAUGCUGCAACAGAGUAAAUGGUUUUCUGCCAAUGAGCAUUUAUUUGUAUGGUGAAUAAUGUAGAAAGAAAUGCAUCUUUCAACCUGUAUCAAAGAGGAAGACUUGAUAUAAAAGGUUUUCAAAACCAAAAUGCAGCAUGAACUGAACACUCCUGAAACUGAAAUUCAUAUAAAUUUUUCUCAUAUUGAAGAAAUGUGUGUUAGGAAAAAAAAAUUAUAUUUCCUAUUACUAAAACUGUGCAGGUGAGAAGUACACAGCAUUUGAAAACUGCUGUACUGCAAAUAAAUCUUUUGCUUCUACUUAUAGAACCUAUGGGAAGUCCAUAUUUUUAGCCUACUUUUUGAUGUCAAAAUAACCUACUGGCUUGAAUAAUGCCCAGAUUUACCUCAAUGAUGAGCAAAUUAAGAGGAAAGAAUAGAGACUAAUUUUACUAAAAUAUUCUCAUUUUACUGAAUUUUGUUUAUUCGUUUUUAUUUAAUCAUAUGACACAUAAAUAAACACCAAGUUCAGACCAAGCAUCAAGUGAAGGAAUAACUCCUUCCCAUAUAAAUUUCAAAGAGUAGAAAACAUGCCCCAUUAUCACUGGGAAUCUGUGUGACAGAACCUGACAUCCAAAUGUAAAGUGUGAAUCAAUUUUAUCUGGAAGAAAUAAAAGCUGACCUUCAAAUGUAUUAUUUUCUCCAUGACUUUGUUAACAUUGCUCUAGUAAAUUCUGGUUUCACUCCUUAAGCUAGAAUAUUACAUCCACAAAAACCAAAAGCAGGUUUUCUUCCCCAGUUAGUCACAAACAAGUACUU
Messenger RNA from Pyrgilauda ruficollis (rufous-necked snowfinch), 2952 nucleotides. It is a transcript of the gene CGAS, whose product is annotated as cyclic GMP-AMP synthase. Gene Ontology annotation, molecular function: 2',3'-cyclic GMP-AMP synthase activity; chromatin binding; double-stranded DNA binding. The transcript has 5 exons. NCBI's taxonomy places the organism in Eukaryota, Metazoa, Chordata, Aves, Passeriformes, Passeridae. Gene Ontology annotation, cellular component: cytosol; site of double-strand break; nucleus. Gene Ontology annotation, biological process: cellular response to exogenous dsRNA; activation of innate immune response; positive regulation of type I interferon production. The record is from RefSeq and is a predicted model, not a curated record. The coding region runs from base 61 to 1491 and encodes 476 amino acids.